CCUCCGCCCCGAAACCGCCCCGCAUCCCCUUGCUCGCUCGCCGCAGCCGCUCGGAACGAUGGCUCCCACCAAGAAGGCGAAGAAGAGCACGGAGAACAUCAACAACAAGCUGCAGCUCGUGAUGAAGAGCGGCAAGUACACGCUCGGGUACAGGACCGUCCUCAAGACGCUGCGCAGCUCCAAGGGGAAGCUGAUUAUCCUCGCAAACAACUGCCCUCCACUUAGGAAGUCCGAGAUAGAGUACUACGCCAUGUUGGCAAAAAUUAGCGUGCACCAUUUCCAUGGAAACAAUGUUGAUCUUGGAACUGCCUGUGGAAAGUACUACCGGGUGGGCUGUCUCAGCAUCAUUGAUCCUGGUGACUCUGACAUCAUCAACACCACCACCACCACUGCCCAGUGAAGAAGAGAGAGCUCUCCACCUGUUCAGUUGAUCUAGGGUCCGGUUGUGCUCUCUAGGCCGACCUCUUGUUAUCUUUGCUCAUGUACUUUUUUGUGAUGCUGAAUUGGAGCUGUCCUACAGAUAAUACUUCAUAUGGUUGUUUUUCAAGAAGUUCA
Messenger RNA from Lolium rigidum, 555 nucleotides. RefSeq names its product 60S ribosomal protein L30. The coding region runs from base 59 to 400 and encodes 113 amino acids. Gene Ontology annotation, molecular function: RNA binding; structural constituent of ribosome. Lineage: Eukaryota; Viridiplantae; Streptophyta; Magnoliopsida; Poales; Poaceae. Gene Ontology annotation, cellular component: cytosolic large ribosomal subunit. The record is from RefSeq and is a predicted model, not a curated record. The transcript is spliced from 5 exons.